This is a messenger RNA of Clonostachys rhizophaga, 993 nucleotides long. NCBI's taxonomy places the organism in Eukaryota, Fungi, Ascomycota, Sordariomycetes, Hypocreales, Bionectriaceae. The record is from the annotation of a GenBank genome assembly.
AUGGCGCUCAAAUUAGAUGAAGAUUCCAAGGCAAGUGAUCUUGUACGUCAGUACGGCCCUCGGAUAUCAGGAAAGACGAUACUUGUCACGGGUGCUUCUCCUGGGGGGCUGGGAGCAGGUUUUGCCGAGCAGGUUGCAGCUGGAGGACCUGCAGUUUUCAUCCUCGCUGAACGGUCAACCUCGAAAAUGCAGCCACUCGUUGACACCCUGCACAGCAAACACCCGGAGAUCAAGAUCAAGCUUCUCGCUUUAGACUUAGCUUCGUUUUCAAGCGUGCGUGGAGCUGCGGAACUCGUGAACUCCUGGGCCGACAUACCCCAAAUUGACAUCCUGGUCAACAAUGCCGGCAUAAUGGCUGUUCCCUACCAUUUGACCGAGGACGGAUUCGAGAGUCAAUUUCAAACAAACCACCUGAGUCACUUCCUGUUUACAAAUCUGAUCAUGGCAAAGAUUCUGGCCUCUGAGACGCCGCGCAUUGUUCUUGUCUCCAGCGGUGUCCACCGCAUUGGUAACAUCCGCUGGUCUGAUUAUAACUUUAACGAGGGCAAGCACUACCAGAGGUGGCUCGCCUAUGGUCAAUCAAAGACUGCCAAUGCUUUAAUUGGGCUUUCCCUUGCAAUGAAGCUUGGCUCGCGAGGGCUCUUGUCCUUCCCGAUGUGUCCCGGCGUAAGCAUGACGAAUCUCUCUGCACACGGGAUUCACGAUCGAGAUUCAUUUUCUGCAGAUCUCACGGCGAUGGAUAAUAUCUAUGGGAAUAAGUGGCUUUGGGGAAUGGCGGAGCUGCAUGUUAAGGAUUCAGACCAAGGUGUAGCAACGCAUGUUUUUGCUGCCUUCGAUACUGAGAUUGCGGAACAUAAUGGGGCUUUUCUGAGCGAUUGUAAAAUUGCAAAUCAGUAUAAGGAAGAAGUUUAUUCGUGGGCAACCAGCAAGAUCGAUGCAGAGCGAUUGUGGCAACUCAGUGAAAAGCUCGUUGGUCAGAAAUUCGAAUACUGA